This is a messenger RNA of Nanorana parkeri, 1062 nucleotides long. RefSeq names its product LIM and cysteine rich domains 1 (gene LMCD1). The transcript is spliced from 6 exons. Gene Ontology annotation, molecular function: zinc ion binding. The coding region runs from base 5 to 1057 and encodes 350 amino acids. The record is from RefSeq and is a predicted model, not a curated record. Lineage: Eukaryota; Metazoa; Chordata; Amphibia; Anura; Dicroglossidae.
AGAGAUGGAGCUGAGCACAGGCGUCCAUAAGAUGUCCCUCGGGCAGCCUCCAGUCGGAAGAGGACCUCCCUGUAUGAAAUGCAAAGGAGCAUGCGCAGGAUUCCAGCCGCACCCCUGGAGGAAAUCCUGCGAGCUGUGCCGCUGCCCACGUGAGGCGCACACUCUGCCCAACGAAGUGGACGGGGAUCACCGGAUUGGUCAACUUCUCUCCGACACCCGCUACUCAGGACUGACAGCCCGCGUGAAGGGCGGCGAUGGGCUCCGUGUCUACAAGAGGAACCGUAUGAUCAUCACUAACCCCAUCACAUCUCGCAAAGACCCGACCUUCCUCACUGUCACCUAUGAAUGGGCCCCUCCGGGCCUCAACCAGAAACUGGCCAUGCGUUACAUGGAGCUGAUCCCCAAAAAGUUGCAGCCUCUGGCCGGCACGGAAGGGGCUCAUUAUCGCCGCGUGCAGCUGCUGAGACAGCUACCUCCUUACGACUACGACCCCGCACAUUGUCGAGGACUGGCCGAGGGCGAGAGACCAGCUAUGGCGGCAUUUGUGAAACAACACAAAGAAAGUGCCAUGGGGGUGGCGGAGGUGGCAUUGCCCGGCACCUUCAAGGUGGAAGAAAAAAAACCCAGCGCAGAGACGACAGCAAACGGAACUGAGGAGUGUAAUGGGAAGACGGACUAUCUGUGUGAGUUGUGCCAGCAGUUGAUGCCCGGAGAUGCUCCCGCUGUCUAUUCUGACCGUGCCGGCACCAAGAAGCAGUGGCACCCGGCCUGCUUUGUCUGCUACCAGUGCAGAGAGCCCCUGGUGAACCUCAUCCAUUUCUGGAAGAACAGCCGCCUCUGGUGUGGGCGACACUACUGUGAAGGCGAGAGGCCGCGCUGUGCUGGCUGCGAUGAGAUCAUAUUCUCAGAAGACUAUCGGCAGCUCGACGGCAAGUCUUGGCACAAAGAACAUUUUUCCUGCCUAGUCUGCGAGCAGCCACUGACCGAGCACCCCAACGUACUGGAGAGCGGCCAACUCACGUGCGUCGCCUGCAGCAAGGACAAAGCCGCACAUUAGACCAA